CAGCGGAGAGCUCAUCUUACAGUGCAGUAUGUAAAUGUUUGCCCUGGGUGAACGCCCUGAGCCGCUUGUCUGGUGAGCGCAGGCAGAGGUGAGAGAGCCAGCACCUACCAAGCCAAGAGUACAGACAGGGCAGGAGAGCCUCGUCCCCGGACACCUGGGUAUUCACAGCUGGAGAAACCGGGCGUCUGAAACUCCUCUGCCCGUCCUCGGCAGUUAGCGUCGCGCGCAGGUGUGCUGUACUGGAGCUUAUUUACCCUGUCGGGAGUCAUGGCAGAGUUUCCAGGCAAAGUGAACACGGAGACCAGCUCCCCCUCUCAGACGGCCGUCCAGGGCUUUUCUGUCAGGCUCAUCUCCCUGGAUCUGAUCUUCAUCAGGACUGUCCCCGCCAUCCUCAUGAUCACCGAAAUCGCCCUGGGGCUGCUGGUGUGGGCUCUCAUUGCCAGCACACAGUACUUCAGGGUUCCUGGGUUCGGCUGGGUGAUGUUUGUCAGCGUUUUUCUGUGGAUCCUGACCAUCCUGGUGUUCUUCAUCUACUUCCUGAGGAUCAACAGCAAGCUGGUGUCAGUGCCCUGGACCAUUGUGCUCCUGGCCUUUAACGUCACUGCUGCUGUCCUCUACAUCACUGCGUUCCUGACCGCCUCAGCCUCCAUCACUCCCUACUUCAUCGCUGGGACGCUGAACUUUAACAACUUGGCUGCAGCUGCAUUCUUUGCCUGCCUGGUGAUGAUUGCUUACUGCGCCAGCUCCUUCCUGAGCUUCAUGACCUGGAGAAGAGAGGGAGGAGGCACCAUAGCCCAGGCCGCCGGGACUGUCCCUGCGUAGUCUCCGCUGCUCAGAGAGCCUGACUGUACUUACACACAUGCUCGUACUCAUCACAGACCGGGACACACAGGGGAGCUGGCAACACCGCUGAAGUGGAGACAAUGUGUCUUUUUAUUGGUGAAAGAUUUUAGAUUAUUGCAAAGUGGUGACGGAUCUCAGUGCUCUCUCUGUGUACUGGGAGUAUGUAUGUUGUUUUAACAGGAACUCAAUUGGGCAAUUUAAGAAAGAAGAAAAAAAGGCGCAGAGAGCAACAUUUCCUCUAAUUUCAGUAUAAUUUUGUCAUAAAUCUACAUGGAUGUAUUUCUUUACAUUCCCUACAGACACCACAGUGUAAAGAGCAGAAAAGUUUUUUUAGAAAAAAAUUAACAUUGGUAUUUUUCACCCAGGAAUGUUUUGCCCUCUAUUGGUGUGGGUUUCCCUGUCACACCAUUGCGUUCAGAGCAGGAAAUCCCAGCACUGCAGUUGGAUCACGCAUGAGGCGUGGCCAAACAGCUCCGAGCUUCCUGCAAGGUUCAGCUGCUGCACACUCGCCUGGGAGCACUUGCCCACAGGUGCCCAACCCCUGUCAUGACACCAUAGUUAAUGGGUCCACAGGUCUGUGUUUAACGAUACCUUGCCCAAGACUGGGAAGGGCCAGCCUUCAAGCUUGCCCUGCAUAUUCUCGGCUCCAGGAGUCAGACCUGCUCUGUGCUUUUCACCUGCAGUCAGCUGCCUGAAUGAGUGCUGGCUGUACCAGACGCCUGCCUGUGCAGAGGUCAGAGAGGAAGGGGAAUGGAGAGAGUGUGAGGAAUGUGAACAAUCACCUCCCUGUCCUGUAUCCACUGCUGUCCUUCACGCUCCUGGAGGUCACUUGUAGCUCAGUAACCUAGGCCUCAGGCUGCCUGUCUGCAGCAAACUGCAAACCCCGUGCUGAGUGGAGGCUGGCUGUUUGGCAGAGGCUUCUUGCUCUCCCCAGAGGAAACCUGCAAACAGACUGUGGGUUUUCCAGUUGCUGGUAGAUGGGUCAAUGUACCGAAUUACUGUGGACCACAGGCAGGUAGUGAACUGACGGUGGUCAAGACUUUCCAGAACACCUGCUGCUGAGCUAAGCCUCAAAGUGUCCGAUUUGCAAGGUCUGCACAAAUGGGUAACACAGUGAAGACAUUUACCUCUGGUUGUGAUUUUGCAGACAUGGUACUAUAAUAAAGUGCAAUGUGCAGUUUGGUUUUUACAAUAUGCUUUAUAAAUUAACAAUGGCUGCUGAAAGUAGAGAACUGUACUUUUGCUUUUAUGAAUAUCAGAUGCUAUAUUUAUAAACCACAAUGUGCUGUUAAACAAUUAUUUGUAUUCCAUUUAUUCAAAAAACAUCCAUUUAUACAGAGGUUAGAAAACAGGGGUACUUCAUUCAAAACUACACAUAAAAAACUGUCAAAUGAAGACUACAGCCACACAAAGAAUAAAUGAGCUAUGCAGCAUCAUUACAUUAAAUCCCCCAUUAUUACAGUAAAAGGAUCAGACCUGAACAUACAAACCUCUGAAUUACGAGUCACCUUUUGUCCUUAUUGUUUAUAUUAGUACAGUACAUUGGGAAAUGACAGAUUAGGAAAAUACAGUAUAUAAAUAUUUUUAACUGUACAAAAUGAAAAACAAAACAUGAAUAAGAUGAAAAUUGAACGUACAAACAUUCCAACGCAAAACAUGAGUAGGUUUCCUAUCAAUGUGCUGUACCUGACCAGGGUUACUGUCAGCAUAGUGCUGUAAAGAAAUAAUUUCUCUAGUGUAAUACUGGCAAAACCAAGCCAUAGAAUUUGUGUUAACAAGUAAUAUGUCUAACCAAAAAAAAA
Lepisosteus oculatus (spotted gar) is the source of this 2645-nucleotide messenger RNA. RefSeq names its product plasmolipin (gene pllp). Gene Ontology annotation, cellular component: membrane. Gene Ontology annotation, molecular function: structural constituent of myelin sheath. The record is from RefSeq and is a predicted model, not a curated record. Gene Ontology annotation, biological process: myelination. Lineage: Eukaryota; Metazoa; Chordata; Actinopteri; Semionotiformes; Lepisosteidae.